AUGUCUUCCCUCUCCUCGUUCGCCUUGCUGGCUCUGGCCCCAGCCGCCGCACAUGCUUUCAAUCUAUACGAGCAUCUAGGCAAUCUUUCACCUUACUUUACUCCUACAAACACUCCUGCCUCAUUACUAUCUGGUAUCCCAGAAUCUUGCUCUGUCGAUCGUGCCUUCUUGGUUCAUAGACAUGGUUCUCGUCAGCCCAUCUCAUCAGAGCUGCCAACCAUCCAGAAUCUAUCUUACUACAUCAACAACAACACUGCUUUAUUCAAAAGCCCCAAAGGCCAGCUUCCAUCCGAGUUCUCCUUCCUCACCAACGGCUGGUCUAGCAGUUUCACCCUCAACAACCUCUCUGCUUCCGGCCGUCAGCAAUUGUUUGACCAUGGUGUAGCACUCCGUCUCGAUUAUCCUUCCCUGUACACUGAUACAGUGCUAGCCGGCGACCAAGACCGUGUGGUAGAGAGUGCUCAAUGGUUCAUGGAUGGCUACUUUGGCCGCUACGUUGGGGACGUAGCUGUAUUGGACAAGAUCGCAGAGAACAAUCUCACCGUCUCGUGGAUCACUGCGAUGGACACCUGCAAGACCUGGGAAUAUGCCUCCGGUAACGAUUUGGUCACCGAAUGGGGCAAGGUCUAUCUGCCCAAAGUCGCUAUUCGUAUGAACAAGGCUGUUUCGAGCGCAUACCCAGGUGUCAAUUUCACUUCGCAGCAUGCACAUGGAGCUCUUUGGGCAUGCGCUUACGGUACUGCUGUAUAUGGCGUAGGCCGUAGCCCAUGGUGUGAGGUCUUCAAGUCUCAAGAGAUCCUCGACUUCGAAUACGAACUUGACCUCCUGAUGAGAGGCGCAUUCGGCUACGGACUCCCCACCAACCAAGGCCCUACUCUUGGAAGCCUGCUGAUCAGCAACGUCACCACCUUCUUGCAGGGUACUGGUGGUCAAAAUCUGUCUCUGAACUUCGCCCACGACACAACCAUCGACCUCGGACUCACCGCCCUGGGUCUCGCCCACGACGAAGAAUACCCUGCCACUGGCCCUCCCAGUCCCAAUCGCAACUGGAGAACAAGCACCCAAGUCCCAUUCGGAGCACAAAUGCUAUUCAAAAGACUCAGCUGCUCUGGCAACGAAACCAGAAUCCAGCUUGAGCUCAAUGGCGCAAACUUUGAUCUCAGCCCUGUUGGCUGCACCUCGGAUUACUAUGGAACUUGCAAGUUUGCCGAUUUUACGGCUUCUGAGAAUGUGCAGAAGGCGUUGAAUAUUACUGAUGGUGACGCUACUUGGACUUCGGCAUGUACGUAG
Molecule: messenger RNA, 1290 nt
Organism: Aureobasidium pullulans EXF-150
Lineage: Eukaryota; Fungi; Ascomycota; Dothideomycetes; Dothideales; Saccotheciaceae
Product: phosphoglycerate mutase-like protein
Exons: 1
Coding region: 1-1290 (429 amino acids)
Molecular function (GO): acid phosphatase activity
Source: RefSeq, a predicted model, not a curated record